AUGCUCUCAGCGUCAGUCGACGACGAACAGACAGAAAACGAGCUUGCUGAGGUGAAAUCGCAGGCGAAACUGAUCUUCCGCCGCUUAAAUCGCAAUUCAGCUGCAGAAUACAAGUCAUACCCAAAGAAAUUGGCGUUCACAUACCUCUCCGACCUUGCGCAGGAGUUCACCACAAUCUAUCCUUCCGGGCAGUACCUUUCUGCCACCUUAAGACCAUAUGCCUACGUUGAAUUUGAUGGCUUCAUACAGAAAACCAAGAAAACAUACCAGGAUGCGAGAGCGAGCAGUAACUUGGACAAAUUAAAUGAUGAGCUCAAGGAUGUAACUAAGGUUAUGACCAAGAAUAUUGAGGACUUGCUUUACAGAGGUGACAGUCUGGAGAAAAUGGGCGAGAUGAGUGGACGGCUACGAGAGGACAGCAAGAAGUACAGGAGGGCAGCAGUGAGGAUCAAUUGGGAGCUGAUGCUCAAGCAGUAUGGGCCUUUUGCUGGCUUAGGGCUCGUCAUCAUUUUCUUCUUGUGGUGGAGGUUCUUCUGA
Molecule: messenger RNA, 537 nt
Organism: Lithohypha guttulata
Lineage: Eukaryota; Fungi; Ascomycota; Eurotiomycetes; Chaetothyriales; Trichomeriaceae
Gene: SEC22
Product: SNAP receptor
Exons: 2
Coding region: 1-537 (178 amino acids)
Biological process (GO): retrograde vesicle-mediated transport, Golgi to endoplasmic reticulum; endoplasmic reticulum to Golgi vesicle-mediated transport; vesicle fusion with Golgi apparatus
Cellular component (GO): ER to Golgi transport vesicle membrane; endoplasmic reticulum membrane; Golgi membrane
Molecular function (GO): SNAP receptor activity
Source: RefSeq, a predicted model, not a curated record